UAAACGUUAGAAUCCAGUUGUUGGCAGACAUGUUAGAUAACAUUAUUUAUUAUCAUUACAGCCUACCGAUUCGGUGAUGCAAAAUCCCAGUGUCACGUCAUGGCUACGUCAUCAGCGUUAAAUGAAAACUUUAUCACAAACUAUGCAAGACUUGGACAUGCAGCACAAGAACUUCUUCCGGAAGUGUUACGAGAACUUUUAUUGUUUUUGGAAUCACCUGCUAUGCUUUUCAAAGAUUGCCAAGCCAAUAAAAAUUUAGCUGAUCGUCGUAUACUUCGACCAGUUGAAUGGCAACGUAUUACGAAUGUUGCUACUGAUGGAUACUCUAAAUUUGACAUACAACUAUCAUAUAAAAUUAUAAGAAAUCUUAAUCUUGUGCCAUGUCCGACACGUGAUUGGGAUCAUCCCAAUGAUCCGAUGGUUCAUGAAUUGACUAUAGGCGAUGAUAUCGAAAGAAUUAGACGACUGAGAAACGAAAUUUUACACAAAGGAGAAACCAAAGUCACUGAUAAAGAUCUUGCGGAGUAUUUUUCAAUCUUUAAAGGUUUAGCAAAGCGACUAGAAAAUUAUUUAGGCAAACCAUAUGGUCAUUUUUUAUCCAAAUUCGAAAACCUUGAAACGUGUUGCAUGGACCAGAAAUCAGAAGAACAUUUUAUACAAACAAUCAAGGAUCUGGUUAAAAGCGAAGAAGAUAUAAAAGAUGAAGUAGGCAGAGUUCGAAUAGAGGUAGAAGAUCUUAAAAUAAAAGGUGAACAGUUAAAACUUUAA
This is a messenger RNA of Mytilus trossulus (common blue mussel), 768 nucleotides long. RefSeq lists its product as uncharacterized. Lineage: Eukaryota; Metazoa; Mollusca; Bivalvia; Mytilida; Mytilidae. The record is from RefSeq and is a predicted model, not a curated record. The transcript is spliced from 2 exons. Bases 100 to 768 code for a protein of 222 amino acids.